This is a messenger RNA of Polypterus senegalus (gray bichir), 2376 nucleotides long. RefSeq lists its product as uncharacterized. The transcript is spliced from 5 exons. NCBI's taxonomy places the organism in Eukaryota, Metazoa, Chordata, Cladistia, Polypteriformes, Polypteridae. The record is from RefSeq and is a predicted model, not a curated record. Bases 61 to 771 code for a protein of 236 amino acids.
AUCUUAUUGUCCUGAACUCAGCAGAUUUUUAUUCCUGCCUUUCCCUUGCAGGGAGACGAGAUGCCAGACAUUCCUCCUGAAUCCGUCACAGAGGAGCAGUACACAGAUGAGCACGGCCACAUUGUCGUAAAGAAGGUCACCAGGAAAAUAAUUAGGCGUUACGUUUCACCAGAUGGUACGGAAAAAGAAGAAGUCUUAAUGCAGGGACCCGAUCAAGAGCCAGUCAGCAUUGAGGAGGGCGACACGUAUUCCAAAGUUGUAAAAAGAACCGUUUUGAAGAGUGAAAGUGACCAAACCGAGGUGACAUUUUCAGAACCCCAUGCCAUUGCAAGUGGCUCUUCAGAGUUUCAGAUGGAACCCGUUCACGGUCGCAAGGUUAGCAAAGUCAUAAAAACAACAGUGAUGCACGGAGAGAGGAUGGAGAAGCUCCUUGGAGACACUACGCUAUCUACUGAUCUUCCGUCAGCCAAAGAGGACUUUGAGCAGGCCCUGACCUAUGCUGGGGGCUCGUCGAAAGUCCAACUACCGAACUUAGUUGAACAGGAAAUUGUAAAGGACGAUGGAUCAGUGAUCAAAAGGACAAAGCUGUGUAAAGUCAACACCCGGAAGAGGACUGUGGUGAAGGACGCAGAAGGAAAGCACGUGCACCUGGAGCGGCUCGAGGACGUUCCUGAGGCCUGGCAGAAAGACGACCUUCAGCACGACCUGCAACAGCUCCUCAGCCGCUUCUGCACGGACAAGCAGCAGCAGCAGCAACACGAAGCCAAGUAAAGGCAGGCCAGCGUCUUUUGUUUUAGUUUCUCAUAAGCGUAUCGAUUUGGCAUUCAGAGUCUCCAGCGCCUUCACGUGGCCCUGAAAGAAACUGCACUUUGUUUCCUUUUCUUCUCCACAACUUUUUUUUUUUUUUGUUUUGUUAAAACCAUUUGGCAAAUUUUGCGACCAAAGAAAGUGUCAGUUUUAGUUGGGUGACGUCACCAGGAAGAUCAUCUGCUAUCGUUUGCCCGAUGGAUGACGGUUACCGCACAGUCGGCUUCGUCCACAGACCUCUUCGCAACACGUCUGGACUGUCAAAAUGGAGAGAGAAGGAGCGAGAAACUGCGACUCUUUCAAAUGUAAAUACAGCUCGAACGCUUGGACCUGCUAAAGUACACUGCCUAUCGUAAUUCCACUAAGCGUCACUGCUCACUGGAUCAUCCUCGUCCCUCAAGGGAUGGCGAAUCAAAACCGACGGCUAUCACCAGAAUGGACGAUCUCUUCAGGCCCUUCACAGAGCACUUGAUGAGUUUGUCUCAAGGGGUCAAAGUAAAGUGACAGAACACAAAACCAAUGAAGUCCGUGAACCCAAGAGAGCGAAAGUCACGUCAUCGUCACCGCAGCCGACGUCCCGGACGUGUCCACAGGCUGGUAUCCAUGCUUAAGAAUAGGGAGGGAGGGCAAAAGAGCACAGGGUGGCAUCUCAGCUGCCGUGGCUUCUUCCAAAUCCUUCUGCGUCCGUCGUCGCCUGUAUGGGUGAGGGUGAGGUGGCACGGCGUGGCCCGUUCACACUAGUGGCGCCUGAGCCAAAGACGGGAAUUCAGAGGGGUGGGUGGCGUUCGUUUCGCUACUCGUUUUCUUUCAUUCCUGCAUGUGGCGUGCAAGGCUGUCGUUGGCACAUAAUGGCUUGGUAUUCCCUAGUGGCACUGAGUGGGCUUCUUUGGAGUUUCCACUCGGCCUUUUUGGGGACUUUGUACUUUCACAUAUUGUCUUCUUUUUUGCACUUUUUGUUUUUUAUUAUUAUUAUUAUCAACCUUUCCGAGACCUGCUGCAGCAUUUUCACACUUUGUUCAAAAGACGGAUCACAGUGGGGCACACGGCGCUUCGCCAGUCGCAGCCCGAGCAGUUGGCGCUCGGCGCCGGUGACGACUUCCCGCAUCCCCCUCGGUUCGUAUUUAAUCUUUUAGCUGCCAAGAGUGGGACAUCCUGCCAUCUUCACGGCCUUUUCGCGAGUCGCCACAGCCGCUAGUAAGGACUUGCACGCGAUGACAGCGACCACACGAUUUUGUCUUUGAGCAGGUUGGAGGGGAGUUUCCGUGGUGUUCUUUGCGGUGCAGAAUAUAUCGAUGUAAUGACAUUAUGGUUUUUCACUUUACUUUUUUCUUUUUGUGUAAUCAAGAAAUUUCAGAACUGUGAGAGAAGUAAACUUUUAAGUUGAUGAAUCAGCAUCUUGUUCCCAUGGUGAUAACGACUAUCUAUAUACCGUAUAUCUAUGAGGGCAUGUAUUAGCUAACAAAAAAAAUCAUUAAUUAAUGAACAUUAAACACUAACGAUGCAUAGCAGCUGCAAUGUGUACAUGGCUGAUUUACCGAAAAUAAAAUAUCCAAGUGUUAAAUGUACCAA